Molecule: messenger RNA, 3049 nt
Organism: Monodelphis domestica (gray short-tailed opossum)
Lineage: Eukaryota; Metazoa; Chordata; Mammalia; Didelphimorphia; Didelphidae
Gene: STYK1
Product: STY kinase 1
Biological process (GO): cell surface receptor protein tyrosine kinase signaling pathway; protein phosphorylation; positive regulation of kinase activity
Cellular component (GO): plasma membrane; signaling receptor complex
Molecular function (GO): transmembrane receptor protein tyrosine kinase activity; ATP binding
Source: RefSeq, a predicted model, not a curated record
UUUUCCCUUCACCACUCAGGCUAUCUCCCCAGGUAGCAAGUUGUUCCAUUUGCUCCAGGGAAAAGACCUGCAUUCCCAGAAACGUCCCUCUGGUCAUCUCUCCCAGAUGCCAGAUGUCCACCUUUAUUGUGUGGCUGAGACCAAUUUGUCCUAUGUAUAGAUUCUUUGCAGUGACACACCCAGUAUGACACAGCACUCAGGUGAAUGGCAGUGGCAGUAGCUUCCUGAUUGCACAAUCCAACCUCUUGCCUCAGGGACCGAGGCUCUCUUACUAGACAGAGAAAGAGAGAGAGAGACACGCACACACACACUCACACACACACCGGCACGCACGCAGAGACAGAGAGAGACAGAGGGAACCUUAUCUUCUGAUCCUUUGCUCUGAGAGAGGGUAAGUUGCAGAAGAAUGCUGGAAGAGUAGCAGGAAUUAAGAUCCCUACGGAAUGUAAGAAAGCUGCCGAGGAGCCCUUUACAGAGCCAGAGGACGGAAGCCUGAAGGGAUGAGCAUCAGAGAAGGACUGAUCCCUGGAAAUAGAAGAUGACUGAAGACUUCGGGUCACACAAUAGUGGACAAUAGAUUCGAAAGGAACCCCCAAGCAGUUGGUGCUGGUGAACCUUGCUGUAUCACUCAGAGUCAUCAAGACUCAUGGGAUUGCUCACAGAUGUGACCAUUCUAUGCAUCUCGUAGACCAGGCGCUGGAGUUGGCAGCCCCAUUGCAAUGGAAGAUUCAAGGAGGAUGACAAGGAUACUACUGGAAUGCAACCUCACUGACAAGCUGUGUAUUCUACGAGAGAACCAGUAUGAAGUUGUCAUCGUUCCCACACUCUUUGUCGCCGCCUUCCUUAUCCUUCUGGGGGUCAUCUUAUGGCUCCACUUUCGAGGACAAAGGGCCCAGAGACAGUCACCUGGACUCCAAGGAAUUGCUCCUAUACCUCCAUCUCGGGGCCUGAGCUGGGAAGCAGCAGGACUUGGAGGAAACAUCUUUGUGCCCCAGAAGCAGAAUUCAGUGGAAGACCUUUUACAGUCCAAUGCAUCCACACUAGCUAAGCUGCAAGUGUCCCGGGACCAACUUUCAGAAGAUAUGGAGGAGAUCCACAUAGGAACUUGUGGAACCAUUUAUCGGGCCAAGAUGAAUACUGGGGACUCUUCUAAAUCCAAGAGUGUUGUCCUUAAGGCUUUGAGAGAACCAACUGGAUUUCAUGAGAUUCAAGAUUUUUUGGGACGGAUUCAUUUCCACCAUUUUCUGGGCAAGCACAAAAAUUUGGUUCAGCUUGAAGGCUGUUGCACACAGAAGCUGCCCCUCUACAUGGUACUGGAAGAUAUGACCCAUGGGGACUUGCUUAACUUCCUUUGGACUUGCCGACGGGAUGUGAUGACAAUGGAUGGCCUCCUCUAUGACCUCACAGAGAAGCAAGUCUAUCAUAUUGGGCGACAGGUUCUCAUGGCUUUGGAAUAUCUCCAGGGGAAGCGGUUAUUCCAUGGAGAUAUAGCAGCCAGGAAUGUCUUGAUCCAGGGUGACCUCACUGCCAAGCUCUGUGGGCUGGGUCUGGCAUAUGAAAUCCAUGCUCGAGGUGCCAUCUCCUCCAAACGGAUAGUACCCCUAAAGUGGCAAGCCCCUGAGAGACUCCUGCUGAAGCCUGCAGGAAUCAGAGGAGAUGUAUGGUCCUUUGGAAUCUUGCUGUAUGAGAUGGUGACUUUAGGGGCUCCACCAUAUCCAGAGGUCCCUCCAACCCACAUUCUACAGUAUCUCCAGAGGAGAAGAGUCAUGAAAAAACCCUCCAGUUGCAAAUCCACCAUGUAUAACAUCAUGAAAUCCUGCUGGAGAUGGAGUGAAGAAAACCGGCCCUCUCCAACACAAUUACGCCUUCGCCUAGAGGCUGCCAGCCAGGGUGCAGAUGAUAAAGCUGUGCUCCAAGUACCGGAGCUGGUGGUGCCUGAGCUCUAUGCAUCCGUAGCAGGCAUCAGUGCAGAGACUAUUUCCUCCAACUACAGUAUCCUCUGAAGUACCACUGAGCUGGAAAGACACAAGUUAUAUGCUCAGGGCAUAUCUAAUGUUUCCUAGGAGUUGUAUUGGACAUUUGGAUGUUACAGGGGAAGAAAAGAUGGAGAGAGGGCAUGAAUCAUAGGAUCAUAGCUCUUAAAGAAGGGACCUCAAAGACCAUUUAGUCCAAUCCCCUCAUUUUACAGUUGAGGGAACUGAAUCCAGGAAACAUGACUAAUGUCAAAAAGGUAAUAAGUGCUGGAGGCAGGAUUUGAAUCCGGUUCAGAUUUGGUGUCCUUGCCUGUACCAUACUGUAUUAUGCUGCCUCCCAAUUUCAGACCUACACAUUUCUUUGGAAUAUAUUCUGCAGAAAUAGCUGAAUAUGAAUUCCUAAAUCACCACUUGGGAGAUGGAGUUGAGUCGUUGGAUGGUUCCUAAGGCUUAGGUUGGAAUUAGUGGAUAGUACAAUUCCAAAGAAGAUUUAACAAAUCCACAAUGUUUCUGGGGUCAAGGAAAAUACUUUGUCUCCCCUUAGUUGUGCCUUCUAGACAAGUUCCCCUCUGAAACAUUUUCAAACUAAAUUCUGAUUGUGAGAUCCAUGAAGAUGAGAAUCAACUGAGAGUGAAUAAAGAGAAAUGGAGAGGAGGAAAUUAUAGGCAAUAUCAGUUCAGAGAAAGAAGUCACCAAGGAAUCCAUAGUGAGGGAACUGAUUUCUUAAUGUGGGGCUUCAGGAAAGACAGAAAAAGAAAAUUCUCAUUUGUCCAGUGGGGUGAGAAUGUAGAGAUUUGGAAGGAGGAAGAAAUGGUCCUUUUAUUUCUUAUCAGUCCUCUUGCCACUGUUAGUGGUUGGGAACUGGAAAAGCCAAUUCUCUGUUGGGAAUGUCUAGUUUUAACUGUUCAUCAUUAUGGGUUCUCAGACCUAGCAAGGCAGUUAGAAAAGCUUGAGCUUUACUUUACUUAUUAAAACAGGAAAAACUAGAUUCCCAAGUGGCGGGAUGUGUUGCUCCGAGACAAAACGACAUAUACAAAGAAAACAAAAUGGGAUGAAUGAGAAAUAGAACAAUGGCA